AUGAACCAUCAAGAAAAUACCAACGGCUCUAUAAUGGUAUUUUUGUUAUUCCACAUCAACUGAAUGGCACUUUGGCAGAACAACUAUCACUAGAGUAAAUACUACUCUUCAUCUCCACACCUUAUACUUAUACAAGCGUGGCGGGGCACGUGAAUUUCCCUUUGUACCCUCCAAACUAGUUUCAAUUCUCAAAACUUACCCCCCGCCCUGAGAACGUUUCUUUUUUCUUCUCUUUGGUUUCUUGCUUAACAAUCCAUGGAGUCGCCCAUGGUGAAACACAGUUUCCUAAGGAACAUUUUUGUACGCAUAUUUUCCUUCGCGGUUCUCAUCUUAGCCGCACGAUUCGCCAUCAUCGUCACCGUCCGCGGCGGAUCAUGCGACUCCUCAGAUUUCUGUUUUUUCUCCGAAAAUCUCAAUCUCACCGCUCCCUCUCACAUUUCCGACUCCGGAGAUUCAUUUUCCGGCAAGAAUUGGCGCCGUUCCGUCGAAUACUAUGCCUCUAUUUUCCAGGAUCUGAUCGCGGAGGGUUCACUCUCACCGAAUUUCAAAGCUCUCUGCAUUGACACUCCCACUGGAGAAGAUGUCUUAGCAUUGAAAGAAAUCGGCGUCGUUGAUUCCGUCGGAAUCUUCAAGAAACCGUCUCCGCCGCUGAUCGUCCAAGGAGAAGGCCACCGGCACCCUUUCCCCGGCGAUUCCUUCGACUUUGAAUUCUCAGGCAAAGGUGGCUUAGAAGAUUCCCCUAAGCCGGUGGAAUUCGCCACCGAGAUUUGCCGGACUCUCCGACCCGGCGGAUUCGUAGCGGUUCACACUGCAACAAGAGACGCAUACGAUUUCAAUUCAUUCCUCGAACUGUUCAAUUGCUGUGAGUUAAUCAGAACAAGAGAGAUCAACGGUGUUGAUUCAUCUACAGUUCUUGAAAUUUUGAUGAAGAAGAAAAGACCAGAAUUCAAAACCCUAGAUUCACCCCCAAGCGGCAAUUCGGUAAAUAAAUGCACUGUUCCAGGGUACAAACGUGAAAUAGUUAAAACAGCAGAGUCAUUGAUAUUAGAAGAACCAUUAAAACCAUGGAUUGCACUGAAAAGAAAUUUGAAGAACAUAAAGUACUUAACUUCCUUAGUUGGCAUAAGUUUCAAGAAUAAAUAUGUGUAUGUUGAUAUUGGAGCUAGAAGCUAUGGUUCCAGCAUUGGAAGCUGGUUCAAGAAACAAUACCCAAAACAGAACAAAACAUUUGAGGUUUAUGCAAUUGAAGCUGAUAAAACAUUUCAUGAAGAGUAUAGAACAAAAAAAGGUGUGACUUUGUUGCCAUAUGCAGCUUGGGUUAGGAAUGAAACAUUGUUCUUUGAGAUUACAAGAGACCCAAGUAAGAAAAUCACGAUGAAAGGUAGAGGAAUGGGUAGGAUUAACCCUGUUCAAACAUCUUCUAGUCAUAUGGGUGAUAAGGAUAAGAUUCAAGGUUUUGAUUUUGCUGAUUGGUUAAAGAGUGUUGUUACAAGUAAGGAUUUUGUGGUUGUAAAAAUGGAUGUGGAAGGAACUGAAUUUCAUUUGAUACCAAGGUUGAUUCAAACUGGGGCUAUUUGUUUGAUUGAUGAGCUUUUUCUUGAAUGUCAUUAUAAUAGGUGGCAGAGAUGUUGUCCUGGUCAGAGAAGUGCUAAGUUUCAGAAAACAUAUUCUGAAUGUUUGGAUUUGUUUACUUCACUUAGAGAUAUUGGAGUUCUUGUGCAUCAGUGGUGGUGACAAUAUCAAUCCAUAACAAAUUUGUGUUGUAUUUUUUUCAUGCUUUGCUUACAUUUUUUGUAUAGGUAUUUUUUUUUAAUUGUUUUCUACAGUAUAGGAUUUUAUACGAUUAAAUUGAUUCUUUUAUAGAUUUUUUCUUACCAUUGUUAUCACUUAUCAAUGCAGAUGAAGAGUUUCAUGAAUGAAA
This is a messenger RNA of Cicer arietinum (chickpea), 1921 nucleotides long. RefSeq lists its product as uncharacterized. The record is from RefSeq and is a predicted model, not a curated record. NCBI's taxonomy places the organism in Eukaryota, Viridiplantae, Streptophyta, Magnoliopsida, Fabales, Fabaceae. Gene Ontology annotation, molecular function: S-adenosylmethionine-dependent methyltransferase activity.